AUGCUCGGAGAGGGCAUUUUCACCCAAGGCGGUCGGCCUUGGAAGCAUUCGAGGGAGCUUCUCCGUCGCCAGUUUGUCCGAAUUCAUCGCCAAGAUUCAGGAGUUUUCGAUGCGCAUGUGGAGGGUUUAAUCGCAAAAAUUGGUUCCACAAAGGGUAUUGUGGAUCUGCAACCUCAUUUCCUUCGCUUCACUUUGGCCACGACGACAGCGCUAAUCUUCGGGGAGCCUGUGAUCUCUGUACCAGGGGAGGAGACAGAUGAUUUUGAGAAGUGCUUCGAUUAUGCCAGUUAUAUGAGUGCAAUUCGACUGCGCCUUGCUGAUUUUGAAUGGAUUUUCAAGCCUGCUAAAUUCAAUAAGGCGUGUGCUGUCAUCAAAAACUUUGCGAUGCAUUUUGUCCAACUCGCCCUCCAAGAAAUGGAGCACAAUGGGGAGGAAGCCGCUUUCGACAAAUACGCGUUCAUCGUCGAGCUCUAUAAGGAGAUGCAAGAUCCCUCACAAGUUCUGGAUCAACUGGUCCACGUGCUGAUUGCUGGAAGAGACACAACGGCAUGCCUACUGUCUUGGACAUUCUUCCUCCUCGUGCGGCAUCCCGAGGUCCUCGCCAAACUGCACGCUGAAAUUCAGGAUGUCACUGGAGGGACAUCUGAGAUGAGUCGGGCAGUCAUCGCUAAGAUGAAGUACCUUCGCUGUGUGAUUAAUGAAGUUCAUCGGCUAUAUCCUCAGCUGCCAUUUAAUGUGCGAGUAGCUGGCAAAACCACCAUUCUUCCUAGUGGCGGCGGACCAGAUGGGAAAUCUCCCGUGCUUGUGCCAAAGAACACCGGAAUAGGAUACUCGGUUUAUCAUAUGCACAGACAGAAGAGCAUAUACGGUGAUGAUGCGGAAAUUUUCCGACCCGAAAGAUGGUUAGGUCCAGACCUGGAAAAUGUUGGUUGGGGGUUCAUGCCCUUUCACGGGGGUCCUAGAAUAUGCCUGGGGAAGGACUUUGCACUGACUGAAGCGUCAUAUGCAAUUAUCCGCAUCAUCCAAACCUUUCCUGAUCUCAAGCUACCCCCUGACGUGCCUGUUGCCCCUACUGGUGAGGAGAAGCAGAAUAUGACAAUUGUGGUCAUGAGCGCGGACGGAUGCAAAGUGUCCCUCAAAUAG
Molecule: messenger RNA, 1143 nt
Organism: Penicillium brevicompactum
Lineage: Eukaryota; Fungi; Ascomycota; Eurotiomycetes; Eurotiales; Aspergillaceae
Product: cytochrome P450
Exons: 3
Coding region: 1-1143 (380 amino acids)
Molecular function (GO): monooxygenase activity; oxidoreductase activity, acting on paired donors, with incorporation or reduction of molecular oxygen; iron ion binding
Source: RefSeq, a predicted model, not a curated record